Psilocybe cubensis is the source of this 873-nucleotide messenger RNA. RefSeq lists its product as uncharacterized. The transcript is spliced from 4 exons. Lineage: Eukaryota; Fungi; Basidiomycota; Agaricomycetes; Agaricales; Agrocybaceae. The coding region runs from base 1 to 873 and encodes 290 amino acids. The record is from RefSeq and is a predicted model, not a curated record.
AUGUCUUCCAGCCCAAAUGAUUAUACCGAUUACUCAUCCGAUACGCCAUCGGAGAGCCUUUCUGAUGAAGAUCAUAUACCUAUCAUGGACUUUGACCAUCAUGGUAUGUGGGAUGGCACUGAAGGGCCCGCAAUACACACCCCUGAGAACAUAAGACGUAUAUGUGCCAAAAUGUUCAUCAUCGAAUAUCUUACUACGUAUCAACCUGAAGAGGAUGAGAGAAACGAUAAUGAAGAUGAUCUGGAACAAAAUCAUAUCGUUUCUCUUGUCCCUUUCACCGAGAAAUUCUGCUACAAUGAUAUGACAUUCCAUGCUGCUCGCAUAUCUAUGGAACUUGUUAAAGGAGGGUUUGAGACCGAUACACUUUCGGUUGGACAAGGUUCCCUCAACUCAAGAUCAUACCCUCUCAGAGAGGGCGUUACUAUUGGCGAAAUAAUAGAUUGCGUCAUUUCAAAUAAAAUGCAUCACUUCGCCUUUCUUCCCUACAAACUUGGAAACGAUGUUGGAUGGAAAGGUUGUCGUGACUUCAUGCUACAAUUUUGGGCGGAACUCAUCCGCACAGGAAUCAUUACUACCAGCGUACCCGAGGAAGAAUCAGGAAAGAAUUCUUCACUUGCCUGGGACCUAUGUGUAACGUACAACCGUGAUGGUAGUAGUAGAAAUGAUUUCAUUGGUGGAGGUCAUUACUACAGUUUUACGCCCAAGGACGAUGAAUAUUCACCUGGUCACUGUGUCUCACUUUAUGGGCGAUCUUUAUUCUUUGCUCUUUGGGAAGAGGGAAAUGCACAAUUGGUCCUUAAGCACUUUUAUAUGUGGACAAUAGAUGACCUCUUUGAACCUGUUACCCACCAGGAGAUGUCAAUCGAAGACUGA